CCAUGUCCCAGCCCUCCUUCUUGUCUUCCUCAGGGACGGGCAGGGCUAGAAGCCCGUCUUUAGUCCCAUCCCCUCCAGGGGUCGAAGUCGGUCUCCUGCUCGUCUCCCCAGUCAUGCUCCUACGGACUGGCGGAGUUGACAGCGGCGGCGGGAGGCCCCGGCCCUAAGCCAAGGAGUCUGGGCAGGCGGGGGCUGGUCAGGCCCGGGCCGGGCUCAUUGCCUCCUCCCUCCUCCUUCUCCUCCCUCCCCCGCCCCGCCCCCAUCGGCGGCCGCCGCAGUCAGUCCGGGCGCCGUAGCCCGAGCCCCGGCCAGGGGGCGCUGCGGGGCGGGGCGGCCGCGGCUGCGGGAGGACCAGGACCGGCACCCGGAGCUCAGCGCGGGAGGACGGCCGGGAGGGCGGCAGGGGCGGCGGCGGAGGCGGCCGGGGCUGCGCUCUCCCCUCGGCGCGGGAGUCCCUUUCUCGGGGCCCUGGGCCCCGGAGCCAGGGCCAGGCCGGGCGGGGCCGGAGCCUGAUGCGGAGCGGGAGGCGCGGGGCGGCAGCAGAGGCGGCAGCGGGAGCGGGGGCUGUGCCCUCCCCAGGCAACCGUGGCAGCGCCGGGGCUCUGGCCAUGCGGCCCGGGGCGGAGGGAGCGGCAGCCCGCGGAGCAAACUGAACUCAGUGAACCAGCAAGACGGCCGAUGGGGCUCCUGACACCAUGCAGAAGCAUAGAGGCUUUUUCUUAUCUCGUGUGUGAGGGAGGAAAAAAGGUUUAAAAAAGUCACUUGAGUGGUGCUUCCUGACCAAUGGAGAACUAUUUCCAAGCAGAGGCAUACAACCUGGAUAAGGUUUUAGAUGAAUUUGAACAGAAUGAAGAUGAGACAGUUUCUCCUGCAUUAUUGGAUAAAAAAUGGAAUCAGCUUCUAGACCCUCAUCUGCUGUCAUUUAGCCCAGCUCUGACCAGUGUGAAUGAAACAGCACUUCCCAGUGAGUCGCAGCGGACACAGAAAACGUUCUCUCGGUCUCAUCCCACUCUCCUUCCAUCUGUGGAAGGGGGGGACCACUGUCCUAAUGGAAGAGAGAGUGCUCUAGCCCCGGACACCUCCACCAUGUGCAUUGACGAUCAGGCCACUGCAGAAGAGCAGCUCCUUCAGAGCAGCAGUCCCUGGGAGGACCAGUGUAGUGCCGGGGAGGCAGGAGAGGAGAAGCCGGGAAAUAGAGACAGUCUGUCCGAAGAGAACAACAUUCUUGUGGUGGCCGUCAUGCAUAAUUGUGACAAAAGGACACUGCCGAGUGCACUGGAUUGCAACAACUACAAUAGCCAUUCUCUGAUGGAUACUAUUAGCUUUACACUGGAUGCCGAGCAUGGACAAAACGACCCCUUUAGUGCUGCUGUGAACGGGGCGGAGGAGAAAGACACAAACACAGAGAAGCCCGGGCGACAGCCGAGCCAGCGGCAUGCCAGGGACGAUCCCGUUGGCCAUCUAGGCCCUGUUUCACCAGAGAAGCAGGCUCGUGUCCGUCCCCCUUCUCCUUUAAAAGAUGAUAUUGAUUCACGCAGAGACCCUCCCGCUUUGGGAGCUGCGAGUGGGGGGGCCGGGGCGCCCCCGUCACCCAGAGCUGGUCCUGCUGCCGAUGAACAGGACAGCUGUGUGCCAGUCGAGGCUCCUGCUGGGAGAAGCGGCUCUCCCGGGAUGGAGGUGGAGACUACAGAUGGCUCUACUCAUCUGGGCGGGAGGCUUUCCAUAGAAGAGGAGCCUCCGGAGGAGGGAACGGCCGCAGACCCCUUCCAUGGGCUCCCUCUGGGCCCCGACCGGCUGAAAGGGUCCGAAAGCGAUGCUUGCCGCGAGCAGCUUUCGUGUGGGCUCGCCCCAAAGGACGCCAAAGGAGAGGAAAGUGAAGGCUGUGAGCCCGGACAGACUCCAGAUCCAACAGAAUCCCUUGGUCCAGGGGGAGGCGUUUCAGCCUCCGAGGAGGCAGCUCAUUGGGAACUGACUGAGCUGAGUGGAAAGAGUAGCAGCCCGACGAGCGGCCAGCCCGAGAGGCUUCUGCCACGGAGCCCGCCCAAGCAGGCUUGUUGUGAUGGUGGGGAAAACGGGGAGGCCCUGGCCGAGGCGGGCGUCCGUCUAAAAGGCACGUGUCUCGAGGAGCUCGAGGGCUAUGGUUUCCCUGCUGUUCUGGACGUGCCGGCAGCAAAUUCUCUGUCUAAUGGUUGUGAUUCCUAUGGAAUGCUGAACCCAGUUAUCGCUUGUAUUCCAAAGACUUUGCCCUCCAAGGAAGAUUCAGUCACAGAGGAGAAGGAGAUCGAGGAAAGCAAGUCGGAGUGCUACGGGAGUGUGUAUGAGCAGAGAGGACACGAGGCCUCGGAGGGCAACGGGCUCGGCUUAAGCAGCACGAGUGACCAGACGAAAAAAAACUCUGCGCGCCCUCUCUGUAGCCAGGGCUCGUCCGGCCCGGGCCAGUUGUCCCCGCCAGGAGCGGCUGCCGUGCCGCCUCUCAGCGUUCCCUUUGGGGGUGCCAGGCCGAAGCAACCAGCCAAUCUCAAGCUGCAGAUUCCAAAGCCAUUGUCAGAACACUUGCAGAACGAUCCUCCUCCUCACGGCGGCCCCAGCGCGAAAAACAAAAACGGGGGGUUUGGGAAGGCCAAGUCGGGGGAGAGCUCGACGGGAGCUCCGUUCCCCAAUGAGACGCUUCAUUCCGCCGGUGCCGAUGCAAAUGGUGAGCUGGGAGAGGAGUAUGAGGCUGUGGUCUCUAGGAGUCCGUGCCUUGCAGUGGCCUCAGACAGUCCUGACAACGAUCUCAGAGCCGGUCAGUUUGGCGUUCCCACCCGAAAGCCGUUCACCACCCUGGGCGAAGUGGCUCCCGUGUGGGUCCCCGAUUCCCAGGCGCCAAACUGCAUGAAGUGCGAAGCCAGGUUUACCUUCACCAAGAGGAGGCAUCAUUGCAGAGCAUGCGGGAAGGUUUUCUGUGCUGCAUGUUGUAGCCUCAAGUGCAAGUUGCUAUAUAUGGAGAGAAAGGAAGCCCGAGUGUGUGUGAUCUGCCAUUCCGUGCUCAUGAAUGCUCAAGCCUGGGAGAACAUGAUGAGUGCCUCAAGCCAGAGCCCUAACCCUAACAAUCCUGCAGAGUACUGUUCUACUAUCCCUCCCUUGCAGCAAGCUCAGGCCUCAGGAGCACUGAGCUCUCCACCUCCCACUGUGAUGGUGCCUGUGGGAGUUUUAAAGCACCCCGGAGCAGAAGUGGCUCAGCCCCGAGAGCAAAGGCGAGUGUGGUUUGCCGAUGGGAUCUUGCCUAACGGGGAAGUUGCUGAUGCAGCCAAAUUAACAGUGAGUGGUCCUUCGUCCACGGGAGCCUUGGCUGUGUCCCAUGACCCAGCCCAGCCAGUGAGCAGCAGUCCACUGCCAGCAGAGAUGGAUAUUUCUGCGUUCUCUGGGAGUAUAACUCAGGUGGGAAGUCCUGUGGGAAGUGCAAUGAACCUGAUUCCAGAAGAUGGCCUCCCUCCCAUCCUCAUUUCCACUGGGGUCAAAGGAGAUUAUGCUGUGGAAGAACGCCCUUCUCAGAUCUCCGUAAUGCAGCAGCUGGAAGAUGGUGGCCCUGACCCGCUGGUGUUUGUUUUAAAUGCAAAUUUGCUGUCCAUGGUCAAAAUUGUUAAUUAUGUGAACAGAAAGUGCUGGUGUUUCACGACGAAGGGCAUGCACGCGGUGGGGCAGUCGGAGGUGGUGAUCCUUCUUCAGUGCUUGCCCGACGAGAAGUGCCUGCCCAAGGACAUCUUCAGCCACUUCGUGCAGCUCUACCGCGACGCGCUGGCAGGGAACGUGGUUGGCUGCUUGGGACACUCCUUCUUCAGCCAGAGUUUCCUGGGCAGUAAAGAACAUGGCGGAUUCCUGUAUGUGACAUCGACUUACCAGUCGCUGCAGGACCUGGUGCUCCCGACUCCCCCCUACUUGUUUGGGAUUCUUAUCCAGAAGUGGGAAACUCCUUGGGCAAAAGUCUUCCCCAUCAGACUGAUGCUGAGGCUCGGCGCUGAAUACAGACUGUACCCCUGCCCUCUGUUCAGCGUCCGCUUCCGGAAGCCUCUGUUUGGAGAGACGGGACACACCAUCAUGAACCUUCUCGCAGACUUCCGGAAUUACCAGUACACGCUGCCCGUGGUCCAGGGCUUGGUGGUGGACAUGGAGGUGAGGAAGACGAGCAUUAAGAUUCCCAGCAACAGGUACAACGAGAUGAUGAAGGUCAUGAACAAGUCCAAUGAGCACGUGCUGGCAGGAGGGGCCUGCUUCAAUGAGAAGGCCGACUCCCACCUCGUGUGCGUCCAGAACGACGAUGGCAACUACCAGACUCAGGCGAUCAGCAUUCACAACCAGCCGAGAAAGGUCACUGGUGCCGGCUUCUUCGUGUUCAGCGGCGCGCUGAAGGCCUCCUCCGGAUACCUCGCCAAGUCCAGCAUCGUGGAAGAUGGAGUCAUGGUCCAGAUCACUGCCGAAAAUAUGGACUCCUUGAGACAAUCAUUGCGGGAGAUGAAGGACUUCACCAUCACCUGUGGGAAAGUGGAUGCAGAGGACCCUCAGGAACACAUCCACAUUCAGUGGGUGGAUGAUGACAAAAACUUCAACAAAGGUGUGGUCAGUCCUAUCGAUGGUAAAUCAAUGGAGUCUGUAACGAGUGUGAAGAUAUUCCAUGGCUCGGAGUAUAAAGCAAAUGGAAAAGUUAUUAGAUGGACAGAGGUGUUUUUCCUGGAAAACGAAGACCAGCACAAUGGCCUGAGCGACCCUGCAGAUCACAGCCGACUGACAGAGCACGUGGCCAAAGCCUUCUGCCUCGCCCUCUGUCCCCACCUGAAGCUACUCAAGGAAGAUGGAAUGACCCGGCUGGGACUGCGGGUGGCCCUCGACUCCGAGCAGGUUGGCUAUCAGGCCGGGAGUAACGGUCAGCCUCUGCCCGCCCAGUACAUGAAGGACUUGGAUAGCGCCUUGGUGCCCGUGAUUCACGGGGGUGCCUGUCAGCUCAGCGAGGGGCCCCUGGUCAUGGAACUCACCUUUUAUAUCCUGGAAAACAUCUCCUAAGAGACUCGUGGCAGCAGCAGUUGUACCCGAAUCAUUUGCACUUUAAAACUGGAAGAUGAAGCUUUUGUUAACACUAAUCAGUGGGCUGGGGUGGGCUGGGGUGGGCUGGGGUGGGGGGAGGCAGGUGUUCCAUAAUCCUCGGUCUUCUCUGCAUCGUCCCAAGGAGGUCAGGGUAGCUUCUUGGGUCCACACAGCUCCGCCGUCCCCACUGCUUUCGCACUUCUGUUACUGUUUAGACAAGGAUACCCACGUCCUGCGCCUGUUUUCAGACUUCACCCGGGAGGGAAAGGGUGCCGGGGGAGGAAAUAAAGGAUGAAAUACCAGCUUUGCACGCUCUGUCCAGGGAGGUAUGAGGAGAAAUCGCCCAGAACCAGACGCUCGCGCCCUCCCAGGCCUGCUGUGUCAGUGGUCACGCCGUAGACAGUCAUCAAAAAGUCACAUUGACUUGUUUGUGGCGGCGUACCAGAUGCGCGGGAGGGUGCCUCGCUGUCCGGAGGCGGCCAUCGACGGCAGGGAGCUCCUGCAUGUCGGGCAGUUGUGAAAUCCGACUGAACCAUGUCACUAACUCAAGUUCUGUGCGGUCUGCCCUGGGUCCUUUGUUUACCUCCUUCCGCUCUCCUGGGCACCCUCGGCCGCCAGCUGGGCCGCUCUGUCCUGAAGGCUCCGUCCCAAACCCUGCUUGGUUCCCUGUCUCCAAAGAAAUGUCCGGCCUCCUUCCUUUGCCCUGUCCGUUCUUUGUCCCCAGAGCCCAGUGGCCAGUCUCUCUUGAGGUCACCUCUCGGCUUCCCUGCAGGGCCCCAGAGCGUCUUCGUGCCCACAGGUUACAGAAGGGUACCUUGGUGGGUGGUGGUUGACCCUAGGCAGGUGGCUUCCUCUCCCAGGGCCUCAGUGUCCUCACGUCCAAACAGGAGUAACAGUAGUGGCACCAGCUGCCUCGCCAUGUAGUGAAGACAGAGCGUCGUAGGCCCAGACCUGUAGAGGUGGGGGCUGAGGUUGCCCCAAAGCUGGAACACCAUGGGGGUGGGGGGUGUGACAAGGUCCAGGGUCAGCUGGGCUUCCAGUGGUCUGCAGCCAUUCUUGAGCCCCCUCAGGGGAAGCAGCAGGAGCGGGACCAGUGGCUGACCCUCAGGAAAGGUCAGUAGGGCAGAGCCUGCCUUUCAGAAGAGAAACCCAAGAGAGGAAGGCAUUGACCCAGGAAGAGCUGAAACUCUGCCAUCCCAGGGACCCUGAGAUGGGGGCUCUCCAUCCCACUGCUGUCCCCUGGGAAGCCUGGGGCCCCGCCGUACUCGGGGCCACCGUUCGAACAACCCAGAAACGAAGGACAAGGACACGAGGUGCCAGGCUUGACCCGUCCCUCUGCAGCAGCAGCCCACAAGCAGUGCCAUCCAACCCAGCCCCAUUCAGAAAAGAAUCCCGGCCCUCACCUCACCCUCCCGACAAGUGACAGCUAAGUGGGGAGAUAAGCGCUAGCCGUGUGCUGGGUACCUUGCUGAGAGGAGCUGGGCUUGAAGCAGAAACGCAGGCCUCUGCCCUAUCCAGGCUUCCCCUGAAGAUCCCCAGUUGGCCUUAGGGAGGUGGAGCCCCCCUGCUCCAGAAAUGGCCCAUUUUGCUUUGGGGCGGCCCUACGGGGUAGCAUAUCUUUCCUAGUAGUGAUCUCACUGCUGCCUCCUUCCAACCUCCACUCCCGAUUCUUAGCUCUGGGGCCAAAUACAACCAUCUGAAUCAUCCUUCCAUGUGAUAGACUCUCAACACCAUGACGCCACCCCCAGCUUCUCUGGACAAAGCAUGCCUGGUCCCGUCACCAUCCUGGGUGGCCUCCAGUCUUCAGCUGAGCAACGUGGGACCGAACACUGUGCUCCAGGGAGGAUCUGACCCGGCCGGAGGCCCUCUUGGCCUGGGCAUUCCCUUUCUAGUGGACUAAGACCACGGGAGCCUUUUUGGAUUGAGGUAUCCCACCGACUCCCAUCCGAAGCCCAGAUCUUUCAGCUGCUGCCUGGCCGUGCCUCGCUCAUCUUGGUCUCCAGAAAGGUUCUUGGUUUCUUUUUAACUCAGAAGAGAAGACGACAUUUAUCACCACUGAUUUCCCCUUAAUCCACCCAGGCUCUGGGCUCGGUUGAAAUCAUUCGGAAUGCCCUCCUCUAGCCUUGUAAGAGAGGAAAAUCAGAUUCAGCAUGCAAAAGAGCAACCCAAGCGGGGGAGGAGCAAGGAAGACAGAAUUCCAGGAAGGAACAGAAGAGCUGAGAAGAUUCAAAGCAGUUACUUCACUUCUCUUUGGGGGCUCCUCAAGAGCGGGUGGUCCAAGAGCAAUCUGAGGCAGAAGACCUCUGCAUGCUGAAUCUGACUUUCCUCUCUCACGGCGUGAGCUGCAACUCCGCCUUUGUGCCAUUUGCCAGUCGGCCGAGGGAGCCAGUUAGGCCUUCGUUCCGUGUUUCCGUUGAUUCAAAAGUCCAAACAGCAGAGGGCCAAGUACGGAUCACUGCGUCACUCUACCCAAGACCUUCCAGGCUGAGAUCAAACCUUUCCUGAUGACGCCCAAGUCUGACCGUUGGACCAGUCACAAAUCCCCCUGCCUGCAUGAUCUUCUGGGGCCAUCUUUUCCAGCAGUGGCACGAGAGACUUUGUGAAAGGCAGCGUUCAAGUCUAGUUGUGCCCCAGCGACAGCCUCCCCCUGGGAGUCACUAAGUCACCCUCUCAAAAAAAGGAAUGACGUUGACUUGACCCAUUUUUUAAAAAGUUGUUUCCGUACUGUCACUUCACCACAGUGUCCCAUGUGACAGACUUCCGCUUCCCCUUCUGGAGUGGCAUCCUAUGGAGUGUCUUCAUGGGGAUAAAAAAUCAGCAGAAACGACGGAUACAUUGGACAAGUAUGAAUACGUGUGCUGGGCGACACUUGGAGCCCUCCCGCCUCCUCAAUGGGGAACGUUGGGCAUGUCUUCACUUCUGGGGCUCAUUUGAUCUUUAUAAUUUUGUGGCCCUGACUUAAGGUUGUUUGGUGUCAUCAUUUGUGUUGUUAAUCGUUCCUGGCUCUGUGGACUUGAUGCUGCCUCAGCUCAGGGAGCUAUCACCACGCUUCUCCGAAUUCAUCACCCCAUGUCUCAGAGUCCAGGAAUAUUCCAUUAUAUUCAUGUUCCAGUCCCCAAGGGAUGGGCACCACCUUCCUUAGCUCUCACCCAAAGGGCUGCUAUAAACAUUUUGGAGUAUGUGGGGACCUUUUUCUUAUCAGUGGCUUCCUUGGGAUAGAAGCCCAAUAAUGGAGUCUCUCAAUGGAUAUGGACAUUUGAGUCCCUUAAUUUGCACUUCUACAAUCGUUGUACUAUUUUGCAGAUCCAUCAAUAAUGUAUCAGAGCGCCAGUCUUUCCAACACAAUUCAUUCUUGAUGAAAAAUCAUCCAGGCUCCUUGUGAUUAUCACCUAAUUCUCCACGUCUGUCUCUUAUCCAACCCUCCUUUGAAUGAGACUUUCUGGAAUUUUGCUGAGCUCACUGAUCUCUAUAUGGUUUGCAGCCCCUGUUCUCUUCCCUUCCUUAUUUGCCCUCAUUAAUGCCCAGCUCCAAUCCAUCUCCAAACUUCCCCUAUCUGCCUACUCCGUUGGCCUUCUUCCCUCUGCAGCUCCCCAUUCAGCCCAUUAGAAUAUAAACUCUUGGAGGGUAGCGACUCGGGGGCUUCCAGUGGCUGAUCCAUACUAAAUGCUUAAUAAAGUUCUCUGUCUGA
Messenger RNA from Monodelphis domestica (gray short-tailed opossum), 8746 nucleotides. It is a transcript of the gene ZFYVE9, whose product is annotated as zinc finger FYVE-type containing 9. The record is from RefSeq and is a predicted model, not a curated record. Gene Ontology annotation, cellular component: early endosome membrane. NCBI's taxonomy places the organism in Eukaryota, Metazoa, Chordata, Mammalia, Didelphimorphia, Didelphidae. Gene Ontology annotation, molecular function: metal ion binding. Gene Ontology annotation, biological process: transforming growth factor beta receptor signaling pathway; endosomal transport.